This is a messenger RNA of Pyrenophora tritici-repentis Pt-1C-BFP, 1818 nucleotides long. The record is from RefSeq and is a predicted model, not a curated record. Lineage: Eukaryota; Fungi; Ascomycota; Dothideomycetes; Pleosporales; Pleosporaceae.
AUGCUCAUGUUGACCUCUGGAAGUACAGGCAACGCAAAAGCUGUCUGCUUCACACACGAACAAGUUCUGGAUGCAGUUUCCGGAAAAGCUGCAAUGCGCGUACUUCCCCGGGACCGGCCAUUCUUGAACUGGAUCGGUCUAGACCACGUCGCCGGCCUCCUUGAGAUCCACCUUCAGGCAUUAUGGCUCGGCGUCGAUCAAAUUCAUGUCAGCGCUGCCGAUAUCGUGACAUCUCCUACGAUAUUCUUGGAACUAAUCAGUCGACACCGGGUUGCUCUGACGUUUGCUCCAAAUCUCUUCCUGGCCAAGCUGGUCGCUACUUUUGAGUCACUUCAACAGAGCCCCAAGCUGGACCUGUCAAGUCUGGUCUGCGUAACAUCUGGAGGCGAGGCAAAUGACAUUAAUACUUGUAUUGCAGCAUCCACAUUAUUCUCAAAAUAUGGAGCUCCUCACGAUGUCAUCACCGCUGGUUUUGGAAUGACGGAGACGUGUGCCGGGUCACUCUACAACACCAGAUGCCCCGAGUACGAUGUCUCUCGUGGCUACACAGUAGCAUCUCUUGGCAAAUGUAUAACUGGUAUCGAAAUGCGUAUCGUCACAUCUGAAGGACAGGUAGCUGCAUCUGACGAAUCGGGUGACUUGGAAGUCCGUGGCAAGGUCGUCUUCAAGGGCUACUACCGUAACGAGACUGCGACGAAGCAGGCGUUUGCGCCUGGCCAUUGGUUUCGAACUGGCGACCGAGGGUUCAUCGAUUCAAAUGGUAACCUCAACAUGGUGGGCCGCGCUAAAGAGGUCAUCAAUAUCAACGGUGUUAAGAUUGUCGCCGCCGACGUCCAAACAGCCGUGGAGAAUGCCUUGGGCAACCGCGUUGCUCGACUCGUUGUCUUCUCUACCCACGCAUCACAUACAGAGCAGGUGACAGUCGCUUAUAUCCCCAAGGCAUUCCCCAUUGGGGAUCAGGAAAUGAUGGACAUUGCUCGUCUAGUUACCCAGGCAUGUGUGAUACGCACUGCGAGUAGGCCAUUGGUGUUUGCUCUACGAGAACAAUCCAUACCACUUCUCCCAGUGUCUACUUUGGGGAAGAUAUCCAGGCUCAAAGUGUCGCGCUUGUUUGAGGAUGGUGAAUUCGCUGCGGACCUCGAAUUCCACCACCAAACAGUACUGCGCGCAUCCGGGGCAGCUAAGCAAAUGUACAUGAGUGGAUCAAAGCCAGAAAACGAGUCCGAAGGGGCUCUCAUCGAGAAUGUCGCCGAAACUCUUGGCGCAGCUUCAGACGUUCUCGAUAUCACUUCUGAAACGUCUCUGUUCGACAUCGGAUUUACAUCAAUGCACGUUAUCAAACUCAAGUAUCACAUUGAGCCGCGCCUAGGAACAGAUGUGCCUGUUGUUCUCAUCAUGAAGAAUCCUACUAUCAGGGCCCUGGCGGCUGACAUCGAUGCCUACAUGAAGCAGUCACAGGGAGAUUCUGAUGAGCCAGCAACCAUCGAGGAUUAUGACCCAGUCGUCAUCAUCCGCGGCGAGGGGUCGAAAACACCACUCUGGAUGAUUCAUCCCGGUGUGGGAGAGGUCUUGGUCUUCAUCGGUUUGGCUCAAUGCCUUGCGCAAGACGAUCGGCCAGUGUUCGCUUUGCGCGCAGCUGGCUUCGAGUCUCCUUACCAACGCUUCGAAAGUAUCAAUCAGACUGUUGAUAUCUAUACUGCGGCUAUCCGUCGAUGCCAGCCGCGCGGCCCCUAUGCUCUGGCGGGCUAUAGCUACGGCACGAUGCUCGCAUUUGAAAUCUCAAAGCGGCUGAAUGCCGACGGCAACAAAAUCACAUAA